UUGAUAUGUCAUAUCAACAUCUUCGUAAUAUUUUGUUGUUCAGUUAAGUUAUUUAGAAUGUCUCUGGAUCUAAGUUAUUAUGGAAAGCGACCAAGCCGAAUAUGACAAGAACGGAUUGGCGGCUGACACGUUCUGGAAGACUCCACAGCGAGCUGUUCCGGGCAGACCGUGUCAGAGGGUUGAGCGAGGCGAGGUUAUGUCGGGGUCAUCGUAUCAGCAAUUCCAGGCGUCCGUGAAUGAUGCCUGGGACUUGGGGGAUGACGACAUCAUCUCCGGCAUCGCGGAGACAAAGAUAUCAAAAGCCAUAUCGCAGACUGCAGCUUUAAAUGUUAUAAAUUCUCAUCGGAAUAGUACUAAGAACGUAAACAAAAAUGACGUCAAAGUCGAGAGUGAGAGUAUUAAACCAAGGGAAGAGGCGCUUGCUGUAAGAAAAAAUGAAGUGCGUAAAAUUGGUGUUGCUCCUGGUAGUUCAGGCCCAUUGCGGUACCCGGGACGUCCUCGUCCCGUGAGACUAUCGGCACUGACAUCCCGCGAAGAAAGCAGUGAAUCCAAAUUGGAAAGGUUUCAACAAGUCCUGGAAAGUUCUGUAUUGGACUUGAAUGAACUUAAACAGCUAAGCUGGUCUGGAAUCCCAACUAAGGCCAGAGCUGUAACGUGGCGUCUUCUAGCAGGCUAUUUACCAGCAAAUGCUGAGAGAAGAUCAGAAACAUUGGAUAGGAAAAGAGCUGACUACAAGCAUCUUGUGCGGCAAUACUAUGACGCUGAAAGAGAAGAGGACACAUACAGACAAAUACACAUAGACAUACCCAGGAUGAGUCCACUCGUGGCUCUGUUUCAACAAAUAACAGUACAGGUUAUGUUUGAACGAAUCUUGUACAUAUGGGCGAUACGACAUCCAGCCUCCGGCUACGUUCAAGGUAUCAACGACUUAGUGACACCAUUCUUUAUGGUGUUCCUCCAAGAAGCAGCACCAGGCAAGGAGUUGGACAACUUUCCACUGGAUAGCCUGACGGAACAACAAAGGGACGUCAUAGAAGCAGACUCCUUCUGGUGUCUAUCUAAGUUCCUAGAUAGUAUACAGGAUAAUUAUAUAUUUGCACAGCUGGGGAUUCAGUACAAGGUGAACCAACUGAAAGAACUGAUAAGACGUAUAGAUUUGCCGCUGCACGAACACUUACAGAAGCAUGGAGUCGACUAUCUCCAAUUUUCAUUCCGAUGGAUGAACAAUCUGCUAACGAGGGAGAUACCGUUACCCUGUACAAUACGUUUAUGGGACACCUACCUCGCCGAAUCGGACGGGUUCGCGACAUUCCAACUGUACGUGUGUGCCGCGUUCCUCCUACAUUGGAGAGAGAGAUUGAUAUUAGAGAAGGACUUCCAAGGGCUCAUGAUACUUCUUCAAAACGUUCCGACCCAAAAUUGGACGGAUUCGAAUAUAAGCGUGCUCGUUGCGGAAGCGUACAGGCUGAAGUUCGCUUUCGCGGACGCGCCGAACCAUUUGCACAAUGCCGGCAAGUCGGACAGAUGACCUGGAUUGAAACCGUAACUGGGAACUCGAAACCAAUUGGUCGAAAAACAUAUUCGAAUUUUAAACCGACUACAGCCAAGCCAAGGGGAGAAGUGAUUAUUAAUAUUCGCAUGUCAUCAUCUAGAGUUCAAAACUUACGGUAUUUAAAAUCACAAUCACCUAAAAUGGCGGAUUAUUAUUGACAUCUGUUGAAGGCGUUUAAGUAAUUGUUUGUCUUUCAAAUCAAUAUAUAUUCACUUAGUUCGAUGUGUUUCGAUAAUUCGAUUAUUGAACAGCUCAGUUUAAUAUUUAAUGUUUUAAAUAAAGUUAUGUUCCCAGCAUGUAUUGCUUAUAUUAUACUAAGGAGGGAAUAUUGUAAGAUCGAUCGAUCGAUUGUACGAUAUUCGCAUGUUAAACGGCUAUAACUCUCUCGAAUCGUAGAAGGCGUAAAGAUAAAAACCUUAGAUUUAUAUAUACACACUAUAUCACAUACUCUAUACAAAUAAAUAAAAUUUAAAUGUCUAUCUGUAAUUUCAAAAUAACUGCCUCUUGCGAGUUGGCGGCCAUUUUAAUAAUUUCAAUAUUUUUUGUGUAUAAUUCAUAUAGGCAUUAUGUGCGUUAAAAUGGCUGAUUUUAAAAGAUUAUCCUUACAAAGAGAAUUCAAUUAUGACGAAGCCGCGGGUUUCGUUCGUAUAUAAUAUAUCCAUUCAACUACUUACUUUUCAUUUUCGAGAUAUCGACUAAUGAUAUCGCGUUUAUUUGUCUUUACUCCUCCUGUGAUUGCAAUUGACUAUAUAAUGUUGUUCAGAGUAUGAUUAGCUGUCUUUGUCUUUCAAAUGUAAAAUAAACUAUGUUAGACAGAGAAAUAACUGUUUAACUAAACAAAACAAAAUUUUAUAUGUAAGGCCGUUAAUUAUUUUGAUUUGGUUGUAAUUUUGUUUUAUUUUAAUAAAUACAUCAUUAUUGUAAACUAA
Molecule: messenger RNA, 2481 nt
Organism: Nymphalis io (European peacock)
Lineage: Eukaryota; Metazoa; Arthropoda; Insecta; Lepidoptera; Nymphalidae
Gene: Tbc1d22
Product: TBC1 domain family member 22B
Exons: 4
Coding region: 80-1528 (482 amino acids)
Biological process (GO): activation of GTPase activity
Molecular function (GO): GTPase activator activity
Source: RefSeq, a predicted model, not a curated record